AUAACACCGUUUCGCCGUGUAUGGGUGUCCCGUUUUCCCGUAUCCGUUCUAUCCAGGUCUCAACAUAUUAUUACACAGUUCGCGCGCUGAGGUAUUUUAGAUUAUGUCAGUUCUUCACAAAAAAGAGUUGUAAUCGGUGAAAACCCCUCAUACAUGGUGCUAUUAAACGGCAUCAGCAAAUUCCACGCAAAAUCUUUGCCAGUUCUCUAUUUCAAAGCUUCCAACAAUUGUAUCCAUUCCCUUCACCAAUCCAAAAUCUCAAGAAAACCACCCAAAACAGUAGAGAAUCCGAAACUUUACACCAGAAAUACAGUCUCAACCAUAUACAAACUCCUAAAAUAUUCCCCAUGGGAAACAGCAAAGCAACAGAUUUCCCAACUGGGUAUCAACUGGGAUUCAUACACAGUCAACCAAGUCUUGAAAACCCACCCACCCAUGGAAAAAGCUUGGAUCUUUUUCAACUGGGUAUCAGAGAUCAAACCCUUUAAGCAUGAUCACUUCACUUACACAACAAUGCUUGACAUUUUUGGUGAAGCUGGUAGAAUUGAGUCCAUGAACUAUAUCUUUAAACUAAUGAAAGACAAGGGGAUAAAAAUUGAUGCUGUGACUUAUACUUCGGUUAUGCAUUGGGUUUCAAGAAGUGGUGAUGUUGAUGGGGCUGUGAAAAUUUGGGAGGAAAUGAAGGAGAAAUGUUGUGAUUUUGGUGUGGUUUCUUACACUGCUUUUAUGAAGAUUUUGUUUGAUGGGAAGAGAGUUGAAGAGGGUGUUGGUGUUUAUAAGGAGAUGAUUGAGUCUGGGAUUUGUCCUAAUUGUUAUACUUACACUGUCUUGGUGGAGUUUCUUGUUUGUUCUGGGAAGUUCCAGGAAGCUCUUGAGAUUUUUAGAAAAAUGCAAGAAGCAGGGGUACAACCCGACAAAGCUAUGUGCAAUAUUGUGGUUGAGAGAUGUUGCAAAGCUGGUGAAACAAACUUGAUGGCCCAAAUUCUUCAAUAUAUGAAUGAAAAUAAUCUUUCACUUAGGUAUCCCAUCUUUCAGGAAGCACUCAAAACUCUAAAAAUUUCAGGUGAGAGUGAUGCCUUACUCAGGCAAGUUAAUCCUCAUUGCACUUCGAAAUCUAACGAUCACAAUGAAUCCUCUGAACUAAAUAUAACUGCUGAUGAUGAUCCAAUUGAUAAAGGACUUCUGUUGACUCUCUUGAAAAGGCAAAAUCUUGCAGCAGUUGAUCAUUUCCUUGCCGGGGUAAUUGAUAAGAACAUAGCUUUGGAAUCUUGGAUCGUCUCGACCAUUAUUGAUGUAAACUGUAACGAAUGCAGGAUUGAUAAUGCUUUAUCGGCUUUUGAAUACAGUAUGAAAAUGGGUAUAAACCUCGAGAGAACAGCAUAUCUUUCUUUGAUAGGCAUGUUGAUUAGAUCAGAUACAUAUCCAAGGGUUGUGGAGAUUUUCAAGGAGAUGAUUAGGGCAGGGCAUCCGCUUGAACUUUAUCUAAGCUCUAUGUUAAUCUAUAGGCUUGGAUCUGCUAGAAGGCCUAGUUAUGCUGCAAAUAUUUUUGAUUUAUUGCCUGAUAAACAGAAGUGCACAGCUACUUAUACUGCCAUGAUCAGUGUAUACUUCUCUGCUGGAAGUCCGGAAAAGGCACUUAAAAUCUAUAGAACUAUGAAAAGAAAGGGUAUAAAUCCUUCUGUGGGAACAUACAAUAUUCUAUUAACCGGUCUAGAAAAUAGUGGUAAAAGUUUUGAAACAGAGAGUUUCAGAAAGGAAAAGAAGAGCAAGCUGGCUGAUAGUUAUCGAUCGAGCAGCGUCCCUAUGGAGGAAAAGAUAUGUGAUCUUCUUUUCGCUGGGAGUGCUCUUUCUAUUUAGUGGCAGACAAUGCUUAUGUGCUUAAGAUGAUAAAAUACGGAAAUGCACGGAAAAUGGAUCUGCUGUUCCGUGUCGAUUUCAAGUCUCAGGUUCUUUUUUUUCGGAAUCCUGAUAAAGCUUGGCGCAGUAGAAUUGUGUUUCAUAGUGUUGCCAAGUUUCCUCGAGUAUUGUAUUGAGCCAGGGCUUGGAGGAGAAGGAACACUUGAACCACAACACUCGAGGUGCAAUUUGUGUUUGGAUAUUAGGUAAGUCGCGAUGAGGACGUCACGAAUUUAGUAAGUUAGACCAACACAUUAAUUUUUAGCCAAUUAAAUAAAGCUGCUGCACAUCUAAAUUGAGAUUAAAGUUAUAAACUCAAAUUGUAGUUUAGUGGUUCCAAUCAAUAUUUAGAUUCGUGAGUUGACCAACUUGUCUUCAAAUUAUAUGAACGUUUGAGGCUUAGCAAACUUGUAGCAUGCUCGUUUGGAUUGCAAGUUCAUCAAUUCUAAUGUUUUUUUGGUGUUCCUUUACUUGGAUGACACACCAUCCAUUGAGAA
Mercurialis annua (annual mercury) is the source of this 2393-nucleotide messenger RNA. RefSeq names its product pentatricopeptide repeat-containing protein At2g01390. Lineage: Eukaryota; Viridiplantae; Streptophyta; Magnoliopsida; Malpighiales; Euphorbiaceae. The transcript is spliced from 2 exons. Bases 154 to 1857 code for a protein of 567 amino acids. The record is from RefSeq and is a predicted model, not a curated record. Gene Ontology annotation, molecular function: protein binding.